Caenorhabditis briggsae is the source of this 651-nucleotide messenger RNA. RefSeq names its product Protein CBR-SYP-3 (gene Cbr-syp-3). The record is from RefSeq and is a predicted model, not a curated record. The transcript is spliced from 3 exons. NCBI's taxonomy places the organism in Eukaryota, Metazoa, Nematoda, Chromadorea, Rhabditida, Rhabditidae. The coding region runs from base 1 to 651 and encodes 216 amino acids.
AUGGAAAAAUUUGUGAAUAAUCCAAAAGACGCCGAACGGUUCGAAACUUUCUGCCGACAGCUAGCCGAGUUCACACAAGACUUGGCAAAGGAUCGAGUUGCCCAAGAAAAAGCGAUGAAACAGAUGGCGGCACAACAGUUGAAAGCGGAGAAAGCGUUCAAGGAACGCGUCGCCAAGGAUAGAGCGAAAUUCGCGGCGCAGCGCGCAGAAUUGGAACAGGAGCUCCGUGAGCUGACAGAAAUCAACGAGAAGUUGAUUGCACAGAGAAAGGAGUUGGAGAAAGAGCAAGAUGCGGCUCACGAAGAGCUAAUGAACGAGUUGGACAGAAACGAGGCGGAUUUGGCUGACAAGGAGUGCGGCGAUAAUUUCGAAUCGCUGAUCGACGCGUUCAAUAAACUGUCCUACGAGUCGGUGCUCACAAACAACGUAGACGAGUUGAAAAUCGAGAAAAAGCAACUACAAGUCGCGAUCGCUGAGCAGAAGGCCAAAAUCGCCGAGAUGAUUCCAGCACUCGAGCCAACACACGGAGUAACCUACAAAGAGCGCAACGUGCUUCGUGUCAGCCUUCUCCAUCAAGUGAACAAAGUGCGAAGAGAGUACCAGACAUCACGUCUUCAGGAGGAGGCGUUGAAGGCGAAACUUUCUAAUUGA